Molecule: messenger RNA, 4220 nt
Organism: Pomacea canaliculata
Lineage: Eukaryota; Metazoa; Mollusca; Gastropoda; Architaenioglossa; Ampullariidae
Product: toll-like receptor 13
Exons: 1
Coding region: 142-2331 (729 amino acids)
Biological process (GO): inflammatory response; toll-like receptor signaling pathway; immune response
Cellular component (GO): membrane
Molecular function (GO): protein binding; transmembrane signaling receptor activity
Source: RefSeq, a predicted model, not a curated record
UUGUCAAAUGUCACACAUAGAAAUCUGUGAAACUUCCUGGUCUUUUCCUCGUAAAUUCUGUUUUACUCUAGCGAGUUGACAGAUGUAAAUAAGAAGGUACCAAGGCGUGUCUAUCAGAGUUAACUCGACACUAAAAGACACAUGAUAUCUCUGCCAUUGUACUUUGUAAAGUCUUGCAACAUGUUGUCCUCACUGAUUCCAACCUUGGUGGUCAUCCUACACUGUGGUGCAUUACAUGUGAAGCAGGACCUGGACUUGGAGCAAACACUCUUCACGCUCUCCAGAAAUGUCUCUGUUCCCACGUUCGACGAUUCCGUCUUCUGUUUUGAGGACAAGUGCAAGUGUAUCGACGAAGAAGCCGACUGUUCACAGAAUUACGGAGCGCUGACAUUUGUUCCUAAACUCCCGGAAUAUAUACGAUUCUUAAAUUUUACCUACAACAACCUUACAACCAUUGACAAUGCAGACUUCUUCUAUAAUGUUACCUACAUUAAGUCCCUUGACCUCGGGGAUAACGGACUGCGCUACAUCCACCCGCAAGCGUUUCGUCCUCUGAUUACGACAUUACAACAGUUAUUUCUAGACAACAAUGUCCACCUUGACUACCAGGCUCUACAGUCUGUUUUGUUUGUCAAGACCCUACAGAGGUUGGACGUUAUUCACGCAUCAUUGGGACCUCUACCCACCGAUCUCUUCUACAGAUUCCCGUUACCACGACUUCAGUAUAUGUACUGGCAUAAUAAUCAUCUAAGAUCAUUGAAUUUUACAGUUUUGAAGCCGUUGGUGAGUCUGGAAAGCAUCGGUCUUUCUGUCAAUUCUAUUUCGACCAUACAAUCCGAUUUCAUGUGUAGGCUUGAAAAGCUAGUUAUUGUUAAUAACGCUAUAGACGAGUUUCCAGUAACAUGUAGUCCUAAUGGGACUUCCUAUUUCCCGAGGUUGACGAACCUGUUUCUCAAAGACAACCUUAUCCACACUCUCACGACACCGAUCUGCUUACCCAAACUGACAAUGCUGCAGCUCAGUGGAAAUCGCUUUGACUCUUUGUACACUGAUAUGUUCAAUAGCCAAACGUUUCCCAGUUUGGUAGAACUCUAUUUGAAGUCGAUGGCAGAACGUAUACACGAAAUACAGAAAAAUGCUUUCAAUAAUACUUCACUCGAAAGAAUAUCAUUGCUGUACAAUGGUAUAAAAUUCAGAGACGAAAGUGUUCAUGCUGACAGUUUCAUUGGUUGUCCCAAAAUCAGAAAUCUUGCACUGAAUGAUAAUGACUUUAGCGAUGUGGACGACAAACGAUUCCUGCAGCUGUUUGGACACUUGACGAAGCUGGUUGGCUUGUUCAUGGGUAAUUCUUUUGUGCAACAAGUGACGCUCAACACGUUCUCUAAGUUUAGAAAUUUACAGAGACUACACCUGUACGGAAACGAAUUACACACACUUCCGAAUGGCGUGUUUGAUAAAAACAAUCUGGAGGAGUUAAUUUUGCGUGCCAACCGUUUGAGUGAAAUAUCACCAUCGACUUUCGACAACAACACCAUUGCAAGACUAAAAUCUCUCGACCUUAGCGACAAUCUGUUCUCUUGCUCUUGUGAACUAAGGUGGUUCCGUGACUGGAUGGUAACGCAGCCUUCGGUAUUUGCUAAGUCACAAGGCAAAUACGUGUGCUCUGAUAGACAGAACGUGACAGUCAUGUCAUUCUACUUACCUGAUCAGGCGUGUCUGAUGACUACUGAUGUCUACAAAUUCAUUAUAGCCAGCGUGGGAGUAAUCAGCUUUGUUCUCACGUUGUUAUCCUCGCUGUAUCGCUACCGCUGGCACAUUCGUCUCGUUCUGUACGAGACAUUUCGAGACAGGUCUGGCGAGAGAAGGAGACGUCUGCAGGAUCAGGUGUACAACUAUGACGUCUUUGUGUCGUACGCCGCGGAAGACUUGCGGUGGGUGCAGACGAGACUGAUGCCGGAAGUGGAGCAGCGACUGGGAUUGCGGCUGUGUGUGCAUCAACGUGACUUCCUUGCGGGCAAGAACAUCGUCGACAACAUCGUGGACAGCAUCAACGACAGCAAGAAGAUUCUGAUGGUGUUCUCCACUAACUUUGCUCGCAGUCACUGGUGUCAGUUCGAGCUGGCGUUCUGUCUCCGUCACGUUAUGGAAAAUGAAGAUAACCUGAUCAUCGUGUGUUUGGAGGACAUUUUGUCACGUGAUCUGACGAGCGUGAUGAUGGCGGUACUGAAGACUAACACGUACAUUCAGUGGCAAAACCAGCCAGAUGCUGCAGCCUCGUUCUGGGGACGUCUUGAGAUUGCCCUGCAGGAAAUUCUUCCUAGACCUGCUUAGCGAUACACUGUAACGCAUUUGAGAGAAAUUGCCUCUUUAUUUGAACGACUUGUCCUUGUUGCAAUCCACAUUUUAUAGAAACUACUUUUUCGCUUUAACGACUUGUCCUCGUUGCUAACCACAUGUUGAAGAAGAAAGUGAAACUUCAGCGGUACUUAUAUAUAUAAACACUCUAGACUAGUUAUCUUGCCAACAUCUGUUUCAGGCAUGUUUUUGCCGAAGUAGUCAGAGAUCACAAUCAUUAUCGGCCAUUGCCAACACAACAGGUGGGAGUGUGCAGCGGAUGGACAAAACAAGAGGCAAAAUUAGUGGAUUUGAGGGAUAAAUAAUAUUGAGAAAAUUCACUGAACUAGAACUGGUAGCGAGAGAACGAGUCUGGAAUGUAUUUAUGUCUUCACAUUGUUGCUCCCUUUUUAUUCUUUAGUUUCAUUGAUGCAUUUUUGUACAUUAAUUUUCUGGAAAAUGUUGUAUGCUAUGUUUAGCAAGACGCGAUAUUGUGUGUAAAUUCAUACAGAUGAAUGUACUCCGCUUACAUAAUCCUUCUGCUUACUAGCAAAUUGGCUUUUUCAUUUUUUCUGUUUUUUAUUUUCUCUCUUCCUCUCCAUCUCUCUAAUUCUUCUUUUUUUUCACUUUUUGUUUUCUCUCUUUCUCUUCCUCAAUAUCUCUCUAUAUAUAAACAUAAAGCCGGUCCCCUUAAACUUCUGAUGGAAAUAAUUGCAUGAAGAAAACAGUGUUCUACCAACAGGUUUUCUGGCUUUAUUGGCGUCUUUGUCUUUAAAUCUCAUUUUUUUCUUAUUGCUUUAUUUUCAAUAUACGUGUGAUUCCUUUGAUUACACCUCACAGCUCAGAGUGAGUAAGCUUGUCCGGGGCUUUGUUAAGCUGGUUCUGACUGGCUAAUUAACAACCUUAUGACAACGACGGACAUUUACACCAUCCACCUCUUGCAUGGCUAUGUGAGAUUUUGACAUGUGCAGUCUUUAAUUUAUUCUUUCCACGUUUGCUUUGUAUUUUUCUUACAUUCUUUUCUCUAAAAUAAUUUUUUAUGAUUUCAUUGUUAGAGAAACGCUUUUCUUGGCAAUUAUUGUAAACAAUGCUAGCGAAGGUUCAAAAUAAUUCGAAAAACUAUAAUUACUAACUUUAUUUAGAGUACGUGCAAAAUAUGGCUGCCUCUUGCAAAAAUGUGUGUGUACUCGCGACCUUGGUGUGUAUGCAGACUGGGUGUGGAAGGGAAGGGAUAGAGGGGACCGCCCCGUCGUGCUAGAGUGGUGGUAAAAGAGUUGAAAUGACCCUGGAGUGAUUUGAAGUAUUACCAAAUUUUCACUAGAUUUCACAUUUAAACUAGAAUUAGGUCCUGCACUGUUGAUUUUCUUGGAUCCGGAAACAAAGUCGCUGCUAGUGCAGGUCCAGAUAUUUACAGUUGGUGUGCGUGAGACAACUAUUUGUCAUGGAGACUCCUAGUUCUACUGGAUGGCAGCUCUAACACAUGGACACACAUGGACACACUGACGUACAUCCUGUGUCCAAGAGAGAUAAUUGAUUGUCGUAAAAACUACUUUUACAGGAUGGCAGCUCUCACAAAGUGUCACAGACGCAACAUCCACCCUUUAGAAACCUUUGUUAAGUUCGAUGGACUAAACUCACAGGCUGCCCGGCUGCUGAACAAGCUGCUGAUGUUUAUGCUUUAUUUUAUGUUCAUGUGGAAGUUACAGGGAGUUAGAUUAGUACUCAUUAGUGUGGGAUUAGGUUUUGUACAGAAGUUAUUAGUUAGAAAGUAGUUUUUAUUCUGUAAAUAAAACCAUUUAAAUUUACACACAUCAGUGUUCACACGAAUUUUGAUGUCUUACGUUUGUCCCGAUCUGAAUGAAUGAGAAUAUGGCAGUUGAAUAUAG